Messenger RNA from Closterium sp. Naga37s-1, 2643 nucleotides. Lineage: Eukaryota; Viridiplantae; Streptophyta; Zygnematophyceae; Desmidiales; Closteriaceae. The record is from the annotation of a GenBank genome assembly.
AUGGGGCAGCUGGCCCUGGCGGACGUGACUCGCCUGCUGCUGGACGGCGAUGACGGCGAUGCGGGUGAGGGGAAGGCGGGUGACAUGAGGGGAGGGAACAGCGAUGGAGGAGCAGCUGAGGGCGACGAAGGGAGAAAGGAAGGCGGGCAGUGGCAUGAAGGCGAGUUACGAGGAGGAGGCGGAAGGUGCAAGGAAGGCGAAGAGGGACAGCAGGGCGAGCAGGCGCCAUGGGCGGGUGGGAGCACAGCUUGGCAGGCAGCAGCCACAGCACCCACCACUGUGGCCGGCACGGAGCGCGCUGCUGCAGGGGUGGAGGGCAUGGCAGCAGCAGGUGGAGCGGACGACUGGCUGCACGACGACGCCCACUGGGACCUGCUCCCUCCCUUCUCCCUGCCGCCCCUCGCCCUCCCUCCCCUGCAUCUGCCCGCCUGCCCUACCAUGCAUGCCCCUCCAAUGCACCCUACCGUUCACAACCGCCUGGGGGCGGGGCAGCGGGGGAGUGCGGGCGAGGGCGCCGUGGGAGCGGCGGACCUGUCUCAGAUUGGCUCGUGCGGCGACCUGCUGGGCGCCGCUGGGGGCGCCCCCGCGCUGCCCGCCAGCCCUGGCCUCGGCGCCGCGUGCUGCAGCCCCGACGGCGCUGCGUGCGGGUCUGCACCCUCCUUCACUUCUCUCCUUUACAAUUGUUCUUUCCUUCACCUUGUCUUUCUUUCCGUGCCUCAUAUUCUCAUGCCGCUGCCCCCAUGGCCUCAUCACGUGGCCGACCAUCAUCGCCCCGUCCCCAUCGCUCUCGCACCCUCUCAGGUGGACAUGCCGGCCGCCAUCCCCGCUGCGGCCAUCUGCACGCUCUCCUGCGGCCACUGCUCCGCGCUCCUCGCGCUGCCCUCCAACGCCCUGCCCGCCAUCGCUCGCACGCGCUGCGCUCGCCUGCUCACACCGCCUCAUGGCGCCGGGGUGCACGUGGCAUCUGCCGCUGCUGGCGGGGGGCCGAGGGGGGCCCACAGAGGAGCGCUCAGCAAUGACGCGCCGCCAGGGGCGCUCGCCCCGCUGCCUGCUGGGCGCACUGUGCACGCGUGCGGUGAGGCGCUGGCAGCGCGUGUGGACUCCGUGGAGCGCACGUGGUGCGACGGCAGCCCCACAGCGGGUGACAGCGCCGGGCUGGCACGCACACCGCGCCGUGUGCUGCCUGCUGUGCCCCGUGGGGGCGAUAGCAUCGACCCACCCUCUUUCCCUUCUUUCUUGAUUCCUUGCCAAUCGUUCUCAUCUGCCCCUCUUCCCACCCCCCGGCAGCCACUCUUCCCGCGCAUGCACCUGCCCGCUGCGCUGCGCUGUGCCACCGGGCCAUCGCACCCCUCCCUGCCGCUCACGGCGGCCCACCUCACCGUCGCUGCUGAAUCGCAAGAGGCGGCACCGGGCAGCGAUGGAGGGGUGGGCGGGGUGGGGAGUGCGGCGGAGAGCAAGAGGGCGCAGCGGGCGCUGAGGAAGCGCGAGCGAGCCGCCACUCUCACUGGGUGUAAAGCAGUGGCGGGGGAGGGGUCAGAGGAGGUGGGUGAUGGCAGCGGGGAGGAGGAGAGGUGCAGGGGGGGAGAGGCGAGGGGUGGCAGGGCAAGCAGCAAGGCGGCAGGGAGGGACGGAGGGGCCCCUGUGAAGAGGCAUCGCAAGGCGUCCACCUACAACCUCUUCAUCCGGGAUGAGAUGAUGCGCCUGCGCGAGGCCAACCCAGACAUGGACCACCGCGAGGCCUUCAAGGAGGCCGCCAGGCGGAGUGCUCCCCGCAUUGUAUCUUCUCCCCACUGCUUCACAUCGCCCCUCUCCGCACUGACAUGGCCCUCCCCUCCCCUCACAUGCCGCCCUGCCAUGCUCCCGGCUGUGCAGUGGGGCAGUGCAGCGGAGAACGUGCGCGGCUCACAUGCGCUGGCAGCAGCAGCCAGGGCCAGGGCGCUGCUGCUCUACCCCAUGCACGCGGCCCCCAUGCACGCGCCCCCCAUGCACGCCCACGCCACACCCUGCAUGCCAUCCGCUGCUGCUGCCACUGCGGCUUCUCUGCCUGGCGCACCGGUGGGAGCAGCGGUGGAGGGUGGGGGGAUGGCGGGGCAGCAGCGUGUGCGGGAGGGGGGGCAGGGAGGCUGUGAGGGGGGCGAGGCGCAUGCUGGCAGUGCGGGCUUGGUGGCAGGGGUGCGGGGUGGUGGCAGGGAAGGGCGGUGGGUGGUGCGGGGUGAGCAAGGGGCGGGCGGGGCAGGGGCAGGUGAGGUGGCAGCAGCGGCAGAGAGGGUGGUGGCGGGGUGGUGGGGCGCUGGCUGUGGCGUGGACAGGGGGGCACGCAGUGAUGGGUGGGAGGACGGCGGCCAUGUUGAUGGACUGGGGUGUGUGCCCCUGGAGAUGGGGAGGGGGAGGCAUGGAGGCGGUUUGAGCAAUAUGGUGGGCGAGAGUCAUAUGCAGGCAGGCGGGUGGCACAUGGAGCAGAGGGAGGAGCAGGCAGGGGGUAUGGCGCACGGGCUGGCAGGCGAGGCAGCAGCAGCCCGUCCCCUGGAGCAGCACGUGUGGGAGGUGGAGCGCAGUGAGCAGCAGCAGGCGCCACCGGUGCUGCACAGCGAUGCGUACCGCCGGCUAGCUGCAGGCAUCAGCAGCAAGCUCAUGUCAUCCUGA